Molecule: messenger RNA, 1615 nt
Organism: Micropterus dolomieu (smallmouth bass)
Lineage: Eukaryota; Metazoa; Chordata; Actinopteri; Centrarchiformes; Centrarchidae
Gene: pfdn2
Product: prefoldin subunit 2
Exons: 6
Coding region: 286-771 (161 amino acids)
Biological process (GO): protein folding
Cellular component (GO): prefoldin complex; cytoplasm
Molecular function (GO): protein folding chaperone
Source: RefSeq, a predicted model, not a curated record
UGAAGGCAGUGAGUGAUCAACCAGACGUGCUGAUACGUUUGAAAAAGGUUUGGAGAUACACAAAGCCGACACAGGAGAGGAGAUCAGUUGGUGUUCUCUGCUGGCCGGCCCUGGCCAAUUUGCUGCCCUAGGCAAGAUUUCACCUGAUGCCCCUGGAUUUUUGUUCAUAAACUUACACAGAAACAAACUGCACAGGGGGAACUGCACUGCAUUUCCACGCAGGCACUCGCGUGAACCAGCUCUACACAUCCUGCUUGGGGUCCUUCACAGCAACACCCUUCCAAGAUGGCAGCCAACAGUAGCAGCACGGGCAGCAAAUCCAGCAACAGCGCCGGUGGAAAACAGUCCGGCCCGUCUGCUGAACAGGUGGUGGCAACAUUUCAGAGGAUGCGUCAGGAGCAGCGCAGUAUGGCUUCUAAAGCUGCAGAGUUGGAGAUGGAGAUCAAUGAGCACAGCUUAGUAAUUGACACCCUGAAGGACGUGGACCCGUCAAGGAAAUGCUUUCGUCUAGUAGGAGGAGUGCUGGUGGAGAGGACGGUAAAAGAAGUUCUACCAGCCUUGGAAACCAACAAAGAACAGAUCUCCAAAAUAAUAGAGUCCAUCAACACACAGAUGCAGUCGAAAGGACGGGAGCUCACAGAGUACAGGGAACGUUACAACAUCCGGUUGGUGGGAGAGGGCGAAGGAGAAGCACAAGGCCAGUCGGCAGCAUCUUCCAGGGACAGCGAAGGAGGCGGGUCUAAAAGCGGAGCUGGCGUUUUAGUGUCCUAGCUUGUAGUAAUAGAGGGUGACAGCAGGGCCUUGUGAUUUCUGCAGUACUGAAAACAUAGUUGGAGUCACAAAAUGUAGGUUUUCACUUUUCACCGUAUGAGUUUGGUUUUGGAGAUUGGUGACAUGUCUGCUAAACAUAAUGCACUUGGUAUUGAAGUACUUUGCUUAUGUUCGUGAAUGCAUGCGUGUAAAAAAAUAAAUAAAGUUAAGGAUGUUGGUCAUACAUUUGCCUUUAAGCGGAGCUGACUUUUAGUUUCUGAAAUUCUGUGGCAUAAAUUAAAAAAUGUAAUUAAAAUCCUGAGUGCUUGUUUUAGUCUUACACUCAUUUACACAUGAGCGAGUAAAUAUUUUACUGUCUCAGAUUACAGAAAGCAUUUUUGCCCACAUUAAGAUAUAAUUGCCAAAGUGCUGGGUUCAAAAAUGGGUACAAAGUAGAUCGGUAUAUUUUUAAGUUCUUGAGAUUUUGCAUUUUGUAAGCUAUUUGACAAACAAUGUAAAAGUGAAAGCUUUCAUAAUGUCCUGGAAAACAUUUUGACAACGUGUUAUGAUAAUAAACAAAGAGAUUAUCCUGUAAACAUGUCACUGUAGAUCAAAAUGAAUGUGCCAGCUUUGUUCACCCUCCCCUCUGUGAAGCAUUUUAUUCAUGACCCGAACAUUGUUUUCACAGGUAUGCCUCACACACAGAGGCUGCUGUUUGUAUUCAUAAUGCUGAUUGUGAGGUCACUUUGCGUUCAGUGGUGUUAUGACUCGACCAGUGAGCGACAAGAAGUCUGUGCUGCCACCAAAACGUAAUAAUAAAGCCCCGUCAUUGGAAACACAAUAAAGCUUGUUGUAUUCUCUCUGA